Molecule: messenger RNA, 489 nt
Organism: Aspergillus bombycis
Lineage: Eukaryota; Fungi; Ascomycota; Eurotiomycetes; Eurotiales; Aspergillaceae
Exons: 2
Coding region: 1-489 (162 amino acids)
Source: RefSeq, a predicted model, not a curated record
AUGGGCCCGCUCGACCUGACACAGGCUUCCAUUUUACGAGUGGCACAUAUUGCUUCGGAGCUGGGUGCGCAGUGCAAGCGCCCAGUAUGCAGUCGCCUCGGCGUGGAGUUGCUCCUCCUCGCCAACUAUUUCGACACGGCUGUGUGGGACCAAGAGAAGCACCUGCGUCUGUGCAUAUCAACGCUAUUGAGGGAUAUUGAGAUCAUUUGCAAUGUAUGCCGAACCAAUUAUCCGCUCCUCGAGACUAUCUGCCAACUACCCUCAGGUACACAAUAUGAAAAGGCACGCGUAAGAAUCCAACAGGGGAUCGGCAAUAUUACAGGAAACCCAGACACGGCAGAAGGUGCCCUUCGACACAUCCAGAAAUUGACGGCCCGCAGCAAGAAAGAGUAUCGGCAGACCAAGGAGGACACAACGACAAGAAAAGUCAGGCCAGUGGAACAUCCAACUGAUGUCAAUAUACGGAAUUAUGCAGAAAGCACGAUGUAG